UAUAUUAUCUGGAGAAAAUCGAGACGCAACUAUGCCACCAAAAAAGGGAAAGCCUAGUAGGGCUUCUAAAUCGGGAAAAGACGACUCUCCUGUGGCUCCCCCUUCAUCUGUUAGAACACCGGCACCCGCUAAGAAAGGGGGAGGGGCGAAGAAGAAUCCAGCGACGCCUGCACCACCUGCGAAAACGCCUGCAAAAACGCCUGCAAAAACGCCUGCGAAAAAGCCCGCAAAAACGCCUGCAAAAACUCCCGCAAAAGCAUCGACUAAAAAGAGCACAAGGAAGACACCUGCGGCUCAGCCCACCGCUACGCCUGCGAAUGCGGGUGGAUCAACCAUAGGCGCUCCUCCGCAGACGGACCGUAAUGCUCGUGCUCAGAGACGUGAAGAGGCGAGACAGAAGAGGGAAAAUGAGGAUGCUAAGAAGGAAAAGGAAAAGAAUGAUGAGAGGGAGAGGCAAGAAGCUGAAGAUGCUCAGAAGAAGCGUGACGCCGAGGAAGCGAGAAAGAAACGUGAAAAUGAAGCUGCUCGCAAGAAGCAGGCAGCUGAGACUGCUCGAAAGGAGCGAGAAGCUGAAAAUGCUGGUAAGAAACGCGACGCUGAAGAAGCUAGACAGAGACGCGAAGCUGAAGUGGCAAGAAAGAAGCGGGAAGUUGAAGAAGCCAGAAAGAAACAGGAGUUUGAAGAUGCUCGAAAGAAACGCGAAGCCGAAUAUGCUAAGCGCAAAGCUACACCACCACCAGUGACUCCAAGCAAGACUUCAAGGUCACCCUCGAGCCCCCUUAAGUCACGCAAAGCAAGAUCAAAAACUGCGCCAGCUGCUUCAGGUCCGUCUGCUGGAACAGCCCCCCAUUUUCUGGCUUCGCAACCGACGCAGGAAGGCAGAGUCGCUGUCGAAUGGAGUGAAACCGUCAUAAGGCGACCCGGUGAUGCACCCACCAGUUCUGAAGGCCUAUCUGCUUCUCAAUCAACAACAAUCCACUGGUCUCCUGCUACAACUUCCUCAGAACCAUCACAGAUACCUAUCCCUCCCAAUGUUGGCCGCCCGCUCACCUCCCCAUCCACGCCAAAACGCUCACCAUCUACUGCAAGUACCACAAGUCUGACUGGAAGUGACCGCUCAUAUGACAAUGAGCCCGAUCCUUGGUGGGCUUGGUUUCGUUCUCGCCGCCCUGCAAUACGUCGUGUUUCUCCACGCGUUGAACUCCGCCGUGCGCAGUUAAACCAUCAUACUUUGACGCCACGUACCCCUUUCUUCUCGGGCAGAAUCGUCAGAUCUGGAUUUUCCAAUUCACGACGCACUCCGCGCCAUGAUACGCAGUACUCAGAUCAACCUGUCAAUCAAGGGGAAACCCCUGUUCGUGUGCCUGCCGCCAGUCGUGUACCUGUUACAGCGGGCGAAAGUACUAUCCAAAGACCGUCAUUGAAAGACUAUACGCCCAGUCCGUAUACACCUACUGCAAGGCGUUCACGGCCACCUGUACGUCGGCCUGGAAUUGCACUCCCUGGUGUCCCAAAAGUUACCAGAGAACCAACGCCACCGGUGACUGACGUUCGAGAACCCACUCCACGGGAAAUCAGCCCUGAUGUUAUCCCAUCGAUCGAAAUCCCCGAAGCUCCUCAAGCCACCAGUUGGCUUAGAAGCACUUUCAACUAUAUAUCGAAUAGCGUUCUCAACCUACGAGAUUUGCUACCGAGAGCUCGAGAGGGGUCGGAAAGCGAUAGCUCGAGUGAUGAUGGUUCGGAUCGCUCGAGCUCUGACGAGGAGCUAUUGGAUCCCGAAAUCGUGACUGAUGAAGUACCUGAACAGAUUAUCGAAGAAGAGGAUAGUGAUGAGCGUAGCAAGAGGAAAAGAGAUGUUGAUGAAGAUGACGACUCCGACGACGACAACACUCAUAUCCAUAAAAGCCCUCGUCAGAGUCCAAAAGAUGAUGAGGAUGACAGCGGUAGCGAACCUGAUACCGACGAUGACAGCCGGCCUGGUCUUGCAGUUCCUGUGGACGAUGAUAAUUGGGAUCUCUAUGCUCCGCCAUCACCUGAGCGAGCAAACGAUCGAGUCAGAUCUCCCAGAUCUCGUGAACAUGAGGACUACAACCAGAAUAUUCUUAUUGACGAUGACAAUGAGUCAAGGGAUUCAUCGGUUGUAUACGAGACCGAUAGCGAAGAGGAACCAGAUGAAGUCAUUGUAGAGGAUGGGACUGGAGUUGAAGAGGAACCGGUUGUCGUCAGUACAGAAGACGAAAGCGAACCCAGCACGGAUUCUGAGAAUCCGAUGAACGGCGAAAAACCUCAGAAAAGCGUAAAAUUCGAAAACACCCCCCAAGUUCGUGAAUACAUUAGGCAACGUAGCUACAGCGGGAGCCCGUCCGAGAAAAGUCCCACUGGUUGGUGGAGCAGUAUACGAAACACCCUGACGGCCCCAAUGCGAUUCUCCGUAUCAAGACGUUCCACACAGAAUGCAGCCAUUGAUUCUCCACCUAGUCAGCCUGAAAGACGGCGAACCCCACCACUGGGAUCGCGAGACAACCCAAUAUUAGUACCGCGCCGCUCUCGCCCAGGCCAAACUCUAACACCUCGCGGGCUUACUCAGUCAGCAACACCUCCCCGCAUACCCCGUGGUGCUGAAUACAUCCGUAUCUCACAGCUCCGUCGUCCCAAUUACACACCAGAUCUACCCAAUAGACGCCCACGCCCCGGCCAAUCCCCACUAGGCUCCAACGUCUCGUCCGCUUCCGACACCGAACCCGAAUCGGACUCCCAAUCGCAACCUCACAACGCUUACCCAGCCCCUCCGAGUCUUCUGGCUCCCACCUCCCCCCUCGAAUCGGCACGUCCAUCCCCCUACCAAGCAUACGCAGAGCAAUGGGAGUCAUCGACCCCUCUCUCUCCCUCAGACUCAGACUCAGACGACCUCCCCGACAUCUCCAAGCUAAACCCUUUCUCCUCCUCCCAGACUCCCUCUCCACCGCGCCAAGCCACAUACCCGGUCCACGAACCCCCUUCUUUGCCAAACUCCCUCAUCACCGACGAAGAUCUACCACCACCUAGUAGAAUAUCACCUCGAGCAAUGCUGAACCCAGGUCCCAUUCGAACUUCUAUCCUCACUCCAAACCGCUACAUGGACGAGUCGGGCCGGAUUAUCACGGUCUCACCGAACGGCGAGAUUGUGGAGCCGGAAGGUUCUUCGAGACGGAGGAGGAGGGCUCCUGUGCCGUUUGGGACGCCGACGACGCCGACGAGUGGGCUGUCGCCCGGGAGCUGGUGGAGUACGGGUGGCAGUGAGAAUCAUGAUGAUGAGGAGGAGGAGGAGGAGGAGGAGGAGGAGCAGCAGCAGCUUGGGAGAGCGGGAUGGAGUGUCGAUAGCGAAGACGAAGAAGAAGAAGAGGAGGAGUACGAUGUAGAUGAUCGCACGGGGUGGAGGGCGAGGUUAAGGAGGGAAGGAUGGGAAGAUGUGCUUAACAGUGGACGACGAAAGUAG
Messenger RNA from Periconia digitata, 3475 nucleotides. Lineage: Eukaryota; Fungi; Ascomycota; Dothideomycetes; Pleosporales; Periconiaceae. The record is from the annotation of a GenBank genome assembly.